Hypanus sabinus (Atlantic stingray) is the source of this 633-nucleotide messenger RNA. Its product is annotated as natural killer cells antigen CD94-like. The transcript has 5 exons. The coding region runs from base 1 to 618 and encodes 205 amino acids. Gene Ontology annotation, molecular function: (1->3)-beta-D-glucan binding; pattern recognition receptor activity. Gene Ontology annotation, biological process: positive regulation of killing of cells of another organism; positive regulation of phagocytosis; positive regulation of lymphocyte activation. Gene Ontology annotation, cellular component: cell surface. Lineage: Eukaryota; Metazoa; Chordata; Chondrichthyes; Myliobatiformes; Dasyatidae. The record is from RefSeq and is a predicted model, not a curated record.
AUGCAUUAUGAGAGCAGGGUGAGUGAAAUCGUCGAUUUCUCCUUGGAGUUGCGGAGGAAGAGUGGCGGCCUGAUAGAGGUGCACACGAUGUUGAGAAGCAUUGAUGGUGUGGAUUGUCAGGACUGUUCCCCAGGGCUGAAGUCGUUGCCACCGGAGGACUCAGAGCAGACAUGUCCUCCGAACUGGAUCGAAAACGAGAAUCGGUGUUAUUUCAUAUCUUCCUUGGAGAAGCCUUAUAAUGGAGCGAGGGAACACUGUUCGAACCUUGAUGCAAGGCUCCUCGAAAUAAAUUCACCCGAGGAAGAGGAUUUUGUGUCCAUCUCUAUCGUCACUCGAUUCAGAACUUACUGGAUUGGAAAAUGCAGAGACGGGACUGUGUCCCCUGAUCUUCUGUACAAGAUGUUCUUUAAAUGGCACACCUGCAGAGAAUGCAACUUGCAUUCACAGAGCUACAGUUGUAACAGUACAUACAGAUUCAUCUGUAAAAAGUCGGCACGUUUAUACCAGGAUAUUCCUGAAGAGAUCAAAGGAGGCAGACCAGAACUGAACACCGCCCUCCAAGCGGGGUCUCACCGACGUCAUGUACAACUUCAACGUGACGUCAGCACGCUGCAAUGAUGUAAAAUUAACGCG